AUUUGUAGCUUAAUUACGACAAUGCUUUGAAUUUUAGGUUUUUCGAUUGGUAAACAGUGUGUAGCUUUAUCAGAUCCAGCAAUUCACUUUUUCUUUUCUUUUUCUUUUUUUCAGCCAGAGGACGACGAGAUGCUAGUCCCUCAUUCUGAUUUCCCAGCUGAAGGCCCUCAACCAAUGGAAGUUGCACCAGCUGAAGCUACGAGUACAGUUGAUGCACAGGCUGCGGAUGAUCCACCGUCAGCUCGGUUUACGUGGACAAUUGAGAACUUUUCAAGGUUGAAUGUGAAGAAGUUGUAUUCAGAAAUCUUCUUCGUGGGAGGAUAUAAAUGGCGUGUGCUUAUUUUCCCAAAAGGGAAUAAUGUCGACCAUUUAUCAAUGUAUCUGGAUGUUGCUGAUUCUGCAACUUUGCCAUAUGGUUGGAGUAGAUAUGCCCAGUUUAGCUUAGCUGUGAUCAAUCAAAUUCAUAACAAGUACACAGUAAGAAAAGAUACACAACACCAAUUUAAUGUCAGGGAAAGUGACUGGGGUUUCACUUCAUUCAUGCCGCUUAGUGAAUUGUAUGACCCUGGAAGAGGUUAUCUUGUCAAUGAUACAUGUGUCAUUGAAGCUGAUGUUGCUGUUCGUAGGGUUGUUGAUUAUUGGUCUCAUGACUCAAAAAAGGAGACAGGUUAUGUUGGGCUGAAGAAUCAGGGAGCUACUUGCUACAUGAACUCUCUUCUCCAAACUCUUUAUCACAUUCCUUAUUUCAGAAAGGCUGUGUACCACAUGCCAACAACUGAGAACGAUAUGCCAUCAGGGAGUAUCCCUUUGGCUUUGCAGAGUUUGUUCUAUAAGCUUCAGUACAGUGACACCAGUGUUGCAACAAAAGAGUUAACUAAGUCUUUUGGGUGGGAUACGUAUGACUCUUUCAUGCAGCAUGACGUUCAAGAACUCAAUAGGGUUCUUUGUGAGAAGCUUGAAGACAAAAUGAAGGGAACUGUGGUGGAGGGUACAAUUCAGCAGUUAUUUGAAGGGCACCACAUGAAUUACAUUGAAUGUAUUAAUGUGGACUACAAAUCGACAAGAAAAGAAUCUUUUUAUGAUCUUCAACUUGAUGUCAAAGGCUGUCGGGAUGUUUAUGCAUCUUUUGACAAGUAUGUGGAAGUGGAACGCCUAGAAGGUGAUAACAAAUAUCAUGCAGAACAGUAUGGAUUGCAGGAUGCGAGGAAGGGUGUCUUGUUCAUUGACUUCCCUCCUGUUCUUCAGCUUCAGUUAAAGCGAUUUGAGUAUGACUUCAUACGGGAUACCAUGGUAAAGAUAAAUGAUCGAUAUGAGUUCCCUUUGCAACUAGACCUUGAUAGGGAGAAUGGAAAGUAUCUAUCUCCCGAGGCUGAUAGGAGUGUUCGCAACCUCUACACUCUUCACAGUGUGUUAGUUCAUAGUGGAGGAGUUCAUGGUGGACAUUAUUAUGCAUACAUCAGGCCAACGCUCUCGGAUCAGUGGUUCAAAUUUGAUGAUGAGCGUGUAACGAAAGAGGAUAUGAAGAGGGCAUUGGAAGAGCAGUAUGGUGGUGAGGAAGAGUUACCACAGACGAAUCCUGGGUUCAACAACUCACCAUUCAAAUUUACAAAGUAUUCAAAUGCAUAUAUGCUUGUGUACAUACGUGAAAGCGACAAAGAGAAGAUAAUCUGUAAUGUGGAUGAGAAGGAUAUUGCAGAACACCUGAGGAUAAGGCUGAAGAAAGAACAAGAAGAAAAGGAACAGAAGAGAAAGGAAAAAGCAGAGGCACACCUCUAUACAAUAAUUAAGGUUGCUCGGGAUGAGGAUUUAGUUGAGCAAAUUGGAAGAGAUAUAUAUUUUGAUCUGGUUGAUCAUGAUAAGGUCCGUUGUUUCCGGAUUCAGAAACAGAUGGCUUUUAACCUUUUCAAGGAAGAAGUUGCAAAGGAGUUUGGUAUUCCAGUGCAAUGUCAGCGUUUCUGGCUAUGGGCAAAGCGCCAGAACCAUACAUACCGUCCAAACCGACCCCUGACAAUUCAUGAAGAGGGUCAAUCUGUUGGGCAACUGAAAGAGGUAUCAAAUAAAGCAAAUAAUGCGGAGCUAAAACUGUUUUUGGAAGUAGACUUGGGCCUGGAUUUGCACCCUGUUCCUUUACCUGAGAAAGCUAAGGAUGAGAUUCUUUUGUUUUUCAAACUUUAUGAUCCUUUCAAAGAGGAAUUGCGUUAUGUUGGACGGCUCUUUGUAAAAGCCAGCGGUAAGCCAAUAGAAAUAUUGGGCAAGCUGAAUGAAUUGGCUGGCUUCGCUCCUGAUGAAGAAAUUGAACUCUUUGAGGAAAUAAAAUUUGACCCUAAUGUCAUGUGCGAACACAUUGACAAGAAGCUGAAUUUUCGGGGCAGUCAGCUUGAAGAUGGGGACAUAAUUUGCUUCCAAAAAUCACUUCAAGGUCAAAAUAUUGAUCAAUGUCGUUAUCCUGACAUCCCUUCAUUUCUGGAAUAUGUGCAUAACCGACAGUGGCAGCAUUUACUAGGAAACAGCACUGUCAUCAACUUUAAAGUUUCUGCAUAA
Messenger RNA from Coffea eugenioides, 2541 nucleotides. RefSeq names its product ubiquitin carboxyl-terminal hydrolase 12-like. The coding region runs from base 130 to 2541 and encodes 803 amino acids. Gene Ontology annotation, molecular function: cysteine-type endopeptidase activity; cysteine-type deubiquitinase activity; protein binding. Lineage: Eukaryota; Viridiplantae; Streptophyta; Magnoliopsida; Gentianales; Rubiaceae. Gene Ontology annotation, biological process: regulation of protein stability; protein deubiquitination. The record is from RefSeq and is a predicted model, not a curated record. The transcript is spliced from 21 exons. Gene Ontology annotation, cellular component: cytosol; nucleus.